AUGAUGCAUAGCAUCAAAAAGCAGUGCUCAGAAGGCGCACACAGGCCGUUUGACGCGGCCGCGCCAUGUGGCACUGCUUCUCAGCCGGCGGACCUGCCGCCAAUCCCCGUUGCCGGAUUGAGCGAGGUGGUGAAUCUCAACGUGGGUGGCGUUUCGUACGUCACCACAUAUCGCACUCUGCUGAACCACAAAGGAUCACGUUUCGCGACGUACUUCCGUCAGCUGUUCGCGCACCUGUUCCAGAACGCCCCUGCGAGCACUUUGGGCAACGAUUUCUCCUACCUCGCGAACGAUCGGUCUACGCCGUAUCCUACAGUCUUCAUUGACCGGGAUGGGCGGCGGUUUGCCUACGUCUUGGACUAUCUCCGCGACGGGAGCGUUGCUCUGCCUGAUGACCAAACACUAUGCCGGGGAUUGUUAAACGAUGCGCAAUAUUUCCGUCUUUCGGGUUUGGAGCUGACCAUUUCACAUACCCUUCAGUUGUCACGCGGAGGGACGCGUACGCCUUCUCUGAGUCACUCCCAGGAUCAUGUUGCGGCGGGUGUGGCCAGGUCGCUGUGCGAUCCGUCGUCUCUGGUUACGCAUGAAGCGGCAAGGACGCUGAGUCCGCACCCCACGGCAAGUUGCUCCCAAAGGAUGUACAGUCUGGGAAGUGCUGCCAGCACCUCCGGCGUGGUCUACACGUUUGAUGAAUCACAAAGUGGGAUUUGUUCUCAGCAGAGCUACGACGAGGAUCUCGUGAGUUCCCAGAAAAGUUUCCUGCAAGUUGAGGAGAGCGACAACAUCGAAGACGCUGGAAUGUUCAUCCAGACCACCCCACUUUCGGAUUUGGGCAAAACCGAGUUCUCCACCAACUUUGAUUUUUGA
Babesia ovata is the source of this 867-nucleotide messenger RNA. Its product is annotated as BTB POZ domain-containing KCTD12-like protein. The transcript has a single exon. Gene Ontology annotation, molecular function: protein binding. Gene Ontology annotation, biological process: protein homooligomerization. Lineage: Eukaryota; Apicomplexa; Aconoidasida; Piroplasmida; Babesiidae. The record is from RefSeq and is a predicted model, not a curated record. The coding region runs from base 1 to 867 and encodes 288 amino acids.